AUAAUAAAGGAGAAAUUGGGGAUUUUGGACUUUCCCAUCAUUUACGAGAUAAAUCACUUACUGGGUGUGUGGUAACCCGGUGGUAUCGCGCACCCGAAUUAUUAUUAAAAGAAAGGAGAUAUGAUACGGCUAUCGAUAUGUGGGCGAUUGGAUGUGUAUUUGGAGAAAUGCUAAAAGGAAGUCCUAUUCUUCGAGGAAGAUCCGAUCAAGAUCAAUUGGAUCUUAUAUUUAAAUUAUGUGGAACUCCCACCGAAGAAGAUUGGCCAGGUUGGACAUCCAUUACUAAUGAUGUUCAAGUUGUACCGAAUAAUUAUAAAAGAAAA
Molecule: messenger RNA, 323 nt
Organism: Dentiscutata erythropus
Lineage: Eukaryota; Fungi; Glomeromycota; Glomeromycetes; Diversisporales; Gigasporaceae
Source: the annotation of a GenBank genome assembly